Messenger RNA from Chaetomium globosum CBS 148.51, 900 nucleotides. RefSeq lists its product as uncharacterized. NCBI's taxonomy places the organism in Eukaryota, Fungi, Ascomycota, Sordariomycetes, Sordariales, Chaetomiaceae. The record is from RefSeq and is a predicted model, not a curated record. Gene Ontology annotation, molecular function: RNA binding. Gene Ontology annotation, biological process: mRNA splicing, via spliceosome. The transcript is spliced from 2 exons. Gene Ontology annotation, cellular component: U2-type spliceosomal complex; RES complex. Bases 1 to 900 code for a protein of 299 amino acids.
AUGCCUUCAGACAAAGCAGCCUACUUAGCAACACACUACCUCACCUCCAGCAGUAGCAAACCCUCCUCAUCCUCCACCAAAAAGCGCAAGCGCAAACAAGCAACCACCUCGGGCCUCCUCAUAACCGACGACGACGAAACAGGCUGGGGCGGCAGCGCCCACCAGCCCGACGCCGACGACGAUGACGCCCCCCACCACAGUAGCCGGCGCGACCACCGACUUCCCGGCGCACCAAAAAAUCCUGGCUGGAAAACCCUCGGGGGGGGCACCACCACCGUCACCACCACCACCUCCGCAGACGCCGACGCCGACGCGAUCAUCGCCUCCGCCGCAGCCGAAUCCGCCGCCGCGGCCGCCGCCCAAGCCGCCGAGGACCUCGACCUCGACUCCGCCACCUCCAGCACCAACACCAACACCCCGCAAAUGUCCAACGGCGCCCUCGCCGGCCUGCAAUCGGCCUCCGCGCUCACCGCCCAACUGCGCAAACGGCAACUCCUCGAAGCGGCCGAACUGGCCCAACUCCAAGCCGCCGCCGCCACCCCCAACAACCCCAACGACACCAGCACGCCCGAAGUAAUCCUUCGCGACGCAACAGGCCGACGCGUGGACGCGUCGCUGCGGCGCGCCGAAGCGCGGCGGCAGGCGGCCGAGGCGGAGCGGGCGGAGCGGGCGCGGCGCGAUCUGCUGACGGGGGAGGUGCAGCAGGCGGCGGCGCGGGCGCGGCGGGAGCGGCUGGAGGAGGCGGCGCUGCAGCCGGUGGCGCGGGGGAGGGAUGAUGCCGAGUUGAAUGAGGAGCUGAAGAGGGAGGGGCGGUGGAAUGAUCCGAUGGCGGAGUUCCUGGAGGUGGGGGGGGGUGAUGGAUGUGUAGCGAGGGUAUCGCGGGAGGGUUGGGUUAAGUAA